CCCAGCACUGUUUUUUAAGCAUCUGCCGGUGAUUUGAGGCAGCCGUGUACACAAUAUACACRCAUUUUGCAAAUAAUUCCAUUGUGAAAUAAGUGAAAAAAUUGCUACUAAAACGCCGAGAUGAGUGGCGGAACAAUGUUGUACGGAGGCGAUGAGAUCGGUGCACUAGUUUUCGAUCCUGGRCACCAUUCGCUACGCGUUGGAUACGCUCAAGAGGAUUCGCCCAAAGCUGAAAUCCCUUCUGUGGUUGGCAUUGGCACCAGCGCUCCCGACACGAAUCUAGAUCCCGAGACAAAAACAGACAACAAUGUUACGCCAAAUAACGCCGACGCGCGAAAGUUCUAUGUGGACACAAACUACGUGAAUGUUCCUCGAUCGCAUAUGGAGGUGCAAACAUAUAUGAAGGAUGGCAUGAUAGACAACUGGGAGCUGUUUGAGAAGGUCAUCGACUAUGCGUACGCAAACGUCAUACAAUCGGAGCCAGAGUAUCAUCCGGUGCUCUUCUCAGAGGCGUCAUGGAAUGUGCGAAAUAACCGCGAAAAGCUAACCGAGCUCAUGUUUGAGAAAUACAACGUGCCAGCCUUCUUUCUGGUGAAGAAUGCAGUGCUGGCCGCAUUCUCUAGCGGACGUGCCACAGCUCUUGUGGUCGACAGCGGCGCUACACAUACGUCGGCUGUGCCCGUGCACGAGGGCUAUGUGCUCUCUCAGGCAGUGGUCAAAUCGCCGCUUGGUGGCGACUUUCUUUCCAGGCAGUGCAGGCAGCAUUUGGAGAAACUAAACAUUGACUUGUCGCCCGUGUAUAAAAUAGCAUCGAAAGAUGUUGUCAAAGAGCGCGACAAUGCACGCUUUACACUGCGAAAAUUGCCCGAGAAUCUCACACAAUCGUGGCAGAACUAUAUGGUGCAGCUAAUGAUGCAGGAUUUUCAAAUGAAUGUACUGCAGGUGCUGGAGAAUCCGUUUGAUGAGCGCGUCGCCUCCCAGAUACCCAUGGUUCAUUACGAAUUCCCCAACGGCUACCACCAAGACUUUGGCUCUGAGCGUUUCAAAAUUGCCGAAAGCCUCUUCGACAAUGCAAUGCUAGGAGCGGGACAACUUGCUUCCACAAGUGUUGGAAUGUGCGAUGCGGAUGUCCGCUUGUCGCUGUUCGGCUCUGUUGUGGUGACAGGUGGCAAUACACUGCUCCAAGGUUUUCCCGAACGGCUAAAUAGAGAUUUGCAAUUACGGGCGCCGUCAAAUACGCGUCUUAAAAUGAUUUCAGCGAACGGCAGUGUGGAGCGAAGGUUUGGCGCCUGGAUUGGUGGCUCCAUACUGGCCAGCAUUGGCACCUUCCAGCAGAUGUGGAUAUCAUCGCAGGAGUACGAAGAGGCUGGCAAGAGCCAAGUUGAGCGCAAAUGCCCAUAAGUCAAGCUCGGGGCCAAGCAAACGAAUUCCAAUUAUAAUUGUAAAGUUAGUAAACAGAUGAUCAUUUUAUAUGUAAACUAGUGCGCACCCACAACCAUGGGCUGCUUUGUCUACUGACCUAUUAAGGUCCCAUCAACAAGUCUAUAAAUGUAUUUCUUUUUAAUUUUAUUUCAAGAAUUGUGGUUUGUCCYUUACCUCGAAUAAAUGACAUGCCACUUUA
Molecule: messenger RNA, 1621 nt
Organism: Drosophila arizonae
Lineage: Eukaryota; Metazoa; Arthropoda; Insecta; Diptera; Drosophilidae
Gene: Bap55
Product: Brahma associated protein 55kD
Source: RefSeq, a predicted model, not a curated record